Maniola jurtina (meadow brown) is the source of this 2874-nucleotide messenger RNA. RefSeq lists its product as uncharacterized. NCBI's taxonomy places the organism in Eukaryota, Metazoa, Arthropoda, Insecta, Lepidoptera, Nymphalidae. Bases 212 to 2425 code for a protein of 737 amino acids. Gene Ontology annotation, cellular component: nucleus. The transcript is spliced from 2 exons. Gene Ontology annotation, molecular function: DNA binding. The record is from RefSeq and is a predicted model, not a curated record.
UCUAGGGUCACAUGGUCGACAGUGGAUCAGUGGUACACAGUUGAUCACGCACACAGUUGAACCAUUUAUUCAUGUAAGAGUAAAACAAUAUUACAAACGUGUCUCGCUUGUGAACCCCCUUCCACUCCCGCAGUCGCUGCGCGGACGCGCUUAGUAGUAGACGCGGGAGCGCGACAUUUUGUUUAUCCGGAAUAAAAACGACCAAUCAGAAAUGCCGAGGAAUAAAGUAGAAAAAAGGAAGGUAGGAGCUCAUUCGCAUGAGCAAAUGCAGGAAGCCUUACAAGCAGUAAAAGAUGGGAAAAGUAUAAGGCAAGCUGCUACUGACCAUAAUAUUCCAUUCACAACGCUACAAAGAUACAAAACAAAAGAAAAAGAAACUCAGAAUCAGCUUCUACGAUUGACACCAAACUACGCGGUAAAUCAAGUUUUUUCCAGAGACCAAGAAGUAAUAUUAAAAGAUUAUUACAUUAAAUGCGCAAAUCUUUUCUAUGGUCUGUCUGUUAAUGAUUGUAGACAAGUAGCCUACGAAAUGGCCAAAAUAAAUGGUAUCAAAAUGCCAAAGACCUGGACAGAGAACCGAUUGGCUGGUAUAGAUUGGCUGAGGGGUUUCCGCCAAAGACAUCCGGAUUUGACACUACGUAAACCAGAAGCAUGCAGCUUAGCACGAGCAUCGGCUUUUAACCGGGAAACAGUAAAUCACUUUUACGAUAAUUUAGAGAAAGUAAUCCAGCGCCAUCCUGCAUUUGCUGAUGGGACUAGAAUUUAUAACUUAGACGAAACUGGUACCACCACUGUGCAAAAAACUCAACGAAUUAUUGCGCCAAAGGGCAGAAGAAAUCUUUGUAAAGUGACAAGCGGCGAGAAGGGAACACUUGUCACUACCUGCAACAUUAUAAGCGCUGGAGGACAGGCAGUUCCACCAGUCAUUGUCUUCCCAAGAAAAAAUACGAACCCUCGCAUGGCUGUUGGUACUCCACCUGGUUCACUGAUUCUAGCAAACCCAUCUGGAUGGAUGAACAGUGAACUGUUCCUCGAUGUAAUGAAGCAUUUCAUACGAAGAACGGGAACUUCGAAAGAAUACCCAUCAAUUUUGUUAAUGGACAAUCAUGAGUCUCAUCUUUCUAUUGAAGCCCUGGAUCUCGCCAAAGAGUCGGGUGUAAUUGUACUUACAUUGCACCCACAUACAUCAGCGCGUUUACAACCACUAGAUGUUGGUAUCCAUGGACCAUUCAAAACGUUUUAUUAUUCCGCCAUGAGUUCUUGGAUGUUACGAAAUCCUGGAUGCCCUAUAACUAUUUACGAUGUGGGAGCAUUAAUUGGCCAAGCUUUCGCAAAAUCUAUGACACCAUUAAACAUAACACAUGCUUUUAAAAAAACUGGAAUUUUUCCUUUCGAUCGUCAUGUUUUUAGUGAAGAGGACUUCGCGCCUAGCAGUGUUACUGACAGACCAGAAAAUGCACAACCUGAAAAUAAUUCUAGCGUUGAACUCGCAACCACAGACCAACAACAGAUUUUACAGCUAGAAGAUAACCCAUUGCAUCGUCGAAUAACCGACUCUCCAAGACCCUCCACUAGCACUGCUGAAGAAAUAUCGAGAGAUACAAUGAGUCCAUCUUUGCUAGAGAAUUUAAGUGGCACUGAGUAUUCAGAAAAACCUCCAGUACCAGUUUUUACCACUCCAGAGAAAUCUGUUUUAAAUGUUCCAUCUGAUCUUUCGCUUCUCCCUCUUGAUGGUUCUACAAGUCAACCUACUGUUAUACCAACUACCAAUAAUAUUACUGAAAUUAACUUAAGUGUUCCACCUAGAAUCAAGUCUCUCAUUACGCCAGAUCAGUUUCGGAAGCCACUUAAAGCACCUGCAAGAAAUGGAAAAAGGAAGCCACGAAAAUUAGGGAAAAGUCUUAUAGCCACAGACACACCAGAAAAAAACGCUAUUGCGAAACAAAAAGCAGCCAAAAGGAAGAAAGAAAUCAAAUGUAAAGGGAAAAAAGCAAUACGUCAAGUUCUGCAAAGUGACUCGGAAGAUGAAAUGGACAUAGUUUUGAACGACGAAACAGAUGAUGAAGGAGACUGGAUAGAAACUGAGGAAGAACAUAAUAUAACAGAUGAUUUAUUGAAAAGACCACUUGUACGAUUACCAAACGAAGGAGAAUAUAUAUUGGUGCAAUUUUGUUCGAAAAACCAAAAAAUAUAUUUCGUUGGCAAAGUUCUCGAAGAACGAAAUAUCAGUUCUUCAGACUUAUAUGUGUCUUUCUUAAGGUACAAAAAGGGCAAGUUUGUUAUGCCUAAUGUCCCAGAUUUAUCAUAUGUGAAAGAUGAAGACGUUAGAUUUAUUUUGCCCAAGCCCACCGUUAGUGGAAGUACUAGUAGACAACAAUCUUACUAUGUAUUCCCUGUAGAUUUAAGUCAAAUUAACAUCCGUUAAUCUUUUUAAAUUUCUAUUUUUUAUUAUUCUUUAAUUAAGAUAGUUAUUUUAUUAAUUACGAAAGAGAAUGUUUAAGACUGAGACCAAAAUGCCAUAUAAAGAUAGAAUUGUUUUUAUUUUUCAAAUCUUAAUAUCUAAGUAAUGAGUAGGUAUAAAAUGAUUAUAUUUUUUAUUUUCUAAUCUUUUUAAUUAUUCAAACUAGUUACUUAAAUGUUAUAGCUAACGUUAUUGUGCUUUAUUGAAUAAAGACUGAAAAAAUACUAAGUUCCUUUAAAUUUCUAAGAAAAAAAUGUUUUGUUGUCACUAGUUGUGAUUAGUCUUUAAAUAAACAUCCAGUUGAUUAUAUGCAUAGAUUUUUAUUAUUUUCCGUUCAGAUUUUCUUCGAUCCACUGUUAACCAGGGUGCGAUCCACUGUAAACCAGGGGGAGUACACAGUGAAUCAAAACCCA